AUGGCCCCUAAACAGAAAAAUGUAAAGUCUGUUGAGGAGAAGGUUGGGGAAGUUGACGUCCCGCUUGGAGAUGAAAAUGUGAAGAUGGAAAAUAUUGCUGAUGCAACAGUUGGAGAUAAUUUUCCCUCCGCGAAGCCUGUUAAGGGGAAACAAAACGAAAAAGAUAACCCAGCGGAUGAAGACGCGGGCCAUACAGAGGAGAAUGGAUUUAAUACAAGGAGAGAGCACCAUGAGAUCCCAUCAAACUUACUUCUAAGAGACAGAGCUGCAGAGCAUGGAGGAGGAACAGGAGUACCCGAGAUCACAAACCACCCCGAUGAACCAUCCGAUGAACCAACUGAGAUCACGAAACAGCCCGACAAAGAACCUGCUAGCCCCAUGAGGUUGGCUGGUAUCCUCUUAGUUGUUGCAUUUUUGUUAGUUAUCUUGGCUAUUUUAAUUGCCCCUGAAAAGCCCGAAAGAAAACCUUUUGUCCUUCCUAUAAUCUUUGAAAAUAAGAUAAAAGAACUUCAAUCUUCUUUCACUAACCAAACUGACCGGUUUUGGAAGAUCCUAAAGAACCGUGGCUUGGCACAUCUCAAGAAUGCCAGUCCCUCCCAGCCACUUGUAUUGUUACUAGCUGCACCCCCAGCUGCUCACGGCACGGUGGACUGCUUUGCCAGGAAGCUUGCAGAGGCAUUAGAUCCAGAACACAAGGGAAUCUUAGCUACAAUUGAAGGAAGAGAAGAAAGGAGCUACCCUGGUGAGGAGACCAAGAAAAAGAUGGAUGAUUUACUAAGAAGAAGUUUUAAAAGAGGCCAAAGAGUGGCACUUGUUCAUCACCUUGAGCUCCUCCCCUUACCAGCACCCCUGUUGUUUCACUCAUAUUGCGAUGAUCACAAUGCACUGUAUAAACACGUGGCAAUCAUCUUCACUGUACACUUGCCUGUCGAGCCAGAUGCAUCUUUAGAACCCAAAGAAGCAGAGAGAACAGUUGAGAAGUACCUUGCUGACGAAGUUUGGGCAAAAGAAAAUAAGGAUGCAGUAGCUGAUCUUUUGAUCCGAGUUACAGACACAGUGGCUCUCAUGAAUGGUGAACCUAGUAGUUUAGAUACUUGUUAACUUGUUUUAUAUGAGACUAGAUUUCAUACAUUUUACACAUACAACUACACCCACCAGCCAUUACAAGCUAAUGUAGCAAUAUUAGACAGACAACCUAACUCAACCUACAAUAUAUUUGGUAGUUGCAUCAUUUUUCCUUGAUUUGUCUCUUUUCUGCAAAUUGUAUUUAGACAUUUGAACAAUCCACUCAUGUCCUGUUAAAAACACUUUUCUAUGACAGUGACCUAGAAUAAUGAUAUAUAAUAAUAUAUAUAAUAAUAUAAUAAUAUAUAAUUAGCAGACCUUAGUAUAGCUGUCAAAUUGAAAUAGCCUUUACUUGCUGCGCUAUUAAUAUGAAAUGCCAGCUGUCUCCACCCCCUUUGAUACUUGUGGGUGGAGUAGGGGGAGAGAGAUGUCUUAGGGGGUGGAGACGGCUAGCAUUUUUGGCAAAAAGAUUUAUAAUCUGAUUUAUCACUGUCUAUCCUAGUGUAAGUAGAUUGAAACUGAGGUAACAUGCCCCUGGAUGGCUGCAUGGGCUAAGUAGGGGAUGAUAUUUCAUUAGUCCAUAUCCUGCAUUUUAGUAUCUCAGAUUUCUUCGUUAUAUGGACUUAAAUUUUGUAAUCAUGUUGACCAUUUCUUUUAAAAUUGAAUACCCAAAACAUAUGUUAUGGUAGUAAGUAACAUAUGGCUCAGGCUAUUUUUUGGUCAUGUGGUGAAUAAAAUUCUGACAGCUGGUAUGUCAACCAUGUAAGAGAGUAAGAGAAAAUGCACAAGAGCUGCUAGAAUAGACCUUUGUCACGUGACGGCCAUUUUGUCUCAGGAGAUUUAAAAAGCUUGUUUAUGCACAGCUAUCCUCGUAGAGAGAACGAGGCUAGAGGCUGAGACAAAAUGGCCACUUUGUGUCAAAGGUCUAUUGGGCCUGCUCUCAGGUUAACUUGAAUCAUAAUGAAGCUCAGGUUAACUUUGCCUUAUCUGAUAACCUGUUGGAUGGAUGUAUUAUUAUGAUAAACCAACAAAAUCUCAUUUGACCUCUAGUCAGAGAGUUUUCAUACUCAGGAGCAUAGCCAGCUUUCUUACUAGUUGUAGGCCUGGCUGACUUUCAUUUUCCACACAUCCUGAAAAUUGCUAGGCAUGACUAGUACACACUGACGUCACCAACAUUUUGAGCUCUUAAGCUUUUUACCUCACCCCAGAGACGAAUAAUUUAUUACAAGCUGUAGAGUGAUCAAUUCAAAAAUUUGCAGGUGCAGGCCUACAGGUCUAUGGGCUGCGGCUACGCCCCUGUUACUGAUCCGUGGCUGAGGUUCAGAAAUAACCACCUUAGCAACUUGAUAAAUCCACAGACCCUGGAUGUUUUUAUAAGGGUUAGUGUUAGGGAAAUGGUAUUAUUUCUUUGAAAAAAAAAUAUGUAUGCUCAAACGUUAUUUCCACUUAUUUACAGCCUGCAAGCAACCUCUUCAUUUUCUUCAACUGACGAUCUUAUCAGUGAUCUUAUUUCACCUACUUAUAAAUUGUAUUGUUUACAAAAUUAACUGCGUUCGUACAGAGUCUUUAAUUCUUGAAAAAGUCUUAAAAUUUGCCCAGCAAUUUUCCAGACCCUGAAAAAGUCUGGAAAAUCGGGGUAAGUCUUGAUAACAUGGUUAAACGCCUUGAUGAUGGAGUGCUUCACAGGUGAAAUGUUUUUGUGUUGGUCAAUAUUCAAUCUCGCCUGCACGUCAUGUACCAAGCUUUGUUCCUGUGUUUUUUUUUAAGGUCUCUGUUGACCAUCUAUUUGAUAACCUUGAGUCUGGAAAAAGGAAUUAUUGUUUUGGAAAAAGUCUUGAAUUUUGGAUCAAAAAUCUGUACGAACCCUGAUUAGUACAUGUAUUCUUGUAAACCUCAUUUUUCUCUAGUUCUGUAAAUAUGCCUCUUCUUUUACAUAUGUGUGUAGCCACUGCUUGACUCAACGAGCUCUUACUAACUGAAGGCAGUGCACAUUUUUGUAAGAUUUAUAUAACGAAUCAAUCAACUGAACAAAAUGGGACUUAAAAAAAAAAAACAAAGUGGNUUAGGGAAAUGGUAUUAUUUCUUUGAAAAAAAAAUAUGUAUGCUCAAACGUUAUUUCCACUUAUUUACAGCCUGCAAGCAACCUCUUCAUUUUCUUCAACUGACGAUCUUAUCAGUGAUCUUAUUUCACCUACUUAUAAAUUGUAUUGUUUACAAAAUUAACUGCGUUCGUACAGAGUCUUUAAUUCUUGAAAAAGUCUUAAAAUUUGCCCAGCAAUUUUCCAGACCCUGAAAAAGUCUGGAAAAUCGGGGUAAGUCUUGAUAACAUGGUUAAACGCCUUGAUGAUGGAGUGCUUCACAGGUGAAAUGUUUUUGUGUUGGUCAAUAUUCAAUCUCGCCUGCACGUCAUGUACCAAGCUUUGUUCCUGUGUUUUUUUUUAAGGUCUCUGUUGACCAUCUAUUUGAUAACCUUGAGUCUGGAAAAAGGAAUUAUUGUUUUGGAAAAAGUCUUGAAUUUUGGAUCAAAAAUCUGUACGAACCCUGAUUAGUACAUGUAUUCUUGUAAACCUCAUUUUUCUCUAGUUCUGUAAAUAUGCCUCUUCUUUUACAUAUGUGUGUAGCCACUGCUUGACUCAACGAGCUCUUACUAACUGAAGGCAGUGCACAUUUUUGUAAGAUUUAUAUAACGAAUCAAUCAACUGAACAAAAUGGGACUUAAAAAAAAAAAACAAAGUGGGGGAUAUUGCAAAAAGUCACACUUGAGUGGCAUAUAUACCAGAGGAGACUGGGACUCUGGUUACUGGCCACUAAAGAUAUGGUAUCUGUUUUACUGAAGUUUACCUGUAUAAAGACUAUCAGUAAUUCUUUAACUGCAGUUACGUUUCAGAUGUUUCAAUGAUAAGCUUGUAGCAAGUUUAUUUUUAAUCUGUUUCCAUGAAUUUGUAGAUCAGAUCCUCUAACUGUAAAAUACCAUUAUUAUUCCACUAUUAUGUCAUUUUACCAUAUAAGGUCAAGAGAACAAGCAAAAUACGAGGCCGUAAUACACCGUAGUGUCCUGGUUUAACCGGUUUACAACAGGGCGAAUACCGGCGGAUGCAAAAGGAGCAACUGUGGCUGACAGAAUCAGGAUGUUUUGGAUACUCUCAUUAGAAAAUAGAAGCCUAAAUACCAUUUUUCUUUUGCGGUAAAAUAAUUAACCUCUCAUUCAAUGGUUUGGCAUAUAAUACGCGCAAACAUUUUGCUAAUUGUUAACGUCAUUCACACAGACAGAAUCAGAAUGUCUCUGAAUACUCUUACCAAAAAUAGAGGCCAAUUGCCAGAUAAUUUUUUUUUGUAGUGGAAUAAUAAACCUCUUAUUCGAUGGUUUAGCAUGUAAUCUGCUCAUUGCUCGUAUUUUUCCUCGCUCCUGCGGGGCUCGGAAAAAUACUACGCAAGUCGCAAAAUAUCCGCACGUAUUAUAUGCUAAACCAUCGAAUAAGGUGUAUUUAUUGUAUGUGUGUACCUUAGUUGGGAAUUUUUCUGUAUUUAUUUAAAAGAGCUCAAGUGAAAUAAAUGUCUUCAAAGAAAAAACCUUAAUAAGGGGCACCCAACGACUGUUUCCUCCUAAAUGCAUAACACUUUUUUAGGCUAUCCAGAGUACUUUUAGAUCCUAAUCGGCGCUAUAAAAUUUAUAUCUGUUCGGUCAUCCUAGAGCAACUUGAAUCUUUUGGAAACUACCAGAACUUCAGUAUUAUUUCCCCGAAAAUUUUAGAUGCCAAAAACUUAAAGUUUUGCAAAGGUGAGAAUUUUUCUGAUUCCUCUUUCCAUCCUAUUUUCGAAUCCGACAAUUUUAGGUUUCCUUUCUCUGCGAAAAAAAGCUUAAUCUGGGUUUAAUCCCUCACCUAUUUAGAUCCUUGAAAUUAUUCGACUGUUUUCAAAGGUUUUCCCUUCUACGCAAAGAAAUAAUUAAUGCCAUAUUACGAAACCUAAAACUGUUUCUUUCUUGUCGAGUUUUGCGUCGCGUCCUGGCUCGAAGUCCGGGUCCGAGUCCUGGCUCGGUAUAUACAGCUAUUUCGAGAAAGGUUGUCGGAAAAAGUGCACGCGACAAUCCCGAAAGGCAUUGUGGGUGGUUUUAAGUUCACUGUUAAAGAAAUUUGAAAGAAUUGGUAACAAGGCCGUGGAAAUGUGUUUGCGAGUGCUAAAGGAAAGCAACAAAAGUAGGUUCGACGGGUACAGUCGUCAGAAACACAGUGUAUUGAUCAUAUCCCAUAUUACCUUUCGGGAUUGUCGCGUGCACAUUUUUCCGACAACCUUGCUCGAAAUACCUGUAGACAUAUACCCUGCGAGCAGAGGCCCUUCGAUCUUCCUAGAUAAGUCGGGUUUAUCUAGGAAGAUCGAAGGGCCUCUGCUCGCAGGGUAGUAGACAUAACGAGAACGAUAAAAAAGCAACAAUAGGUCUAAUUAGAAAAAAAGCAACUUUGGCACGUGCAACACACUUUUUUUGUACAUUUCUUUGCCGUUGUUUUGCGCGACUACAACAUGAAACUUCUAGAAACUUCACGUAAACUUCCACGUGUUCUUCGUCACUUUUUUUUCACCGUCGCUCAUUUUCAUCCUAGUGGCCGCUAACAUUUCUCAUUUUCUCACCGCCGCUACAAAAUUCCAUGUUGCUCCUCCAACAAAAAGUGUCUUCUUUGUUUUUUCUCUCUCGCACUAGCGGUUUUUCUCGUUGAACUUCGCUAGCCUGUCGCCCUACUUUCUCUUUUUCUCUGUCUUUCUCUUUCUCUAGAUUCCAAAUUUGUGGACACGACAAUUAAUCUAAGCUUAAUACUUUAUAAGACAACACGGAUACAGAGACAAUUUCCGCUUUCCGUUUCGUAUUUAUUGUCUCUGCUUCAACCAGCUAUAACCUGACAUCUGGCAUCGGCCAACAUGAAGUGUGUGUAUUGACGCGCGGGCGUACGCAGGUUACCAGUUUACAAAAAAAUGAAAAGUGUCAUUCAUGUCCUUAAAAGAAACCUUUUGAAUGUACAACCCUUCUUCAGUGUACAAAAAACCGUUCUACUACAUUUAAAAAUAGAUCAGACAGCUAGAGGUAUCUUCCUAGCUUUUUGUGGCGUACAAAAGUUACCGGCUUAUGUGCUCACUGACAACUCCUCUAAUGAGCAGCCUGGCUAAUGCAUUUGUCAUUGUCCUUAGUGUAACACCUGAAAUAAAACAAUUACAUCAACCCUGUCGCUGAGAUUCGAGGCCCUAAGUUCCUUUUCCAACAAGGUCAAGAGAAAAGUCAUAAGAAGUUUGCACUUCAACUACAAAACCCUCAUACUGGGGACAAUGGAUCCUAUCCAGUGACCCCCUCCCCCCACCCCACCAGUGGGGGGUCAAUGUUGUUCAGUCAAGAGCAGAAAAUAUCCAGUUGGACUUCAGCAUAUUUUGUUUUUUGGAGAAAGGAAGGGGAGGUAUUUGUAAUCGCCAGUGCUUUGAAGAGCUUUAUCUUGAAACUGCUGAUGGAACUACACUUAAGAAAUUAUGUCCACUUUUCUUGACAUUAAUUUAUUGUUCAAGAUAAUUGACGGUUUUAGCCAAAAAGGUGUCCAGGCGUCCAGUGGAUUAAUCUGUGAAUGGGUUAUUCCAGGAAACAUCCAAACCCCCACGACCUAAGGCAUGCUGGAAAAUCUCACGGGAGAGGGGGUUAAUGACUCAGGAAAUCUAGACUGUACUCAUAUUUCUUGUUACGAAAGUCUUCCAAAAGGGUACAAUAAGUGCAUACAGCCGCCCCCUCCCCUCAGAAAAGAUGGCCCCUUAGCAGCCCAGUUAAAAUCACCUUUCGGUGAUUACUGUUUCUCAACAAAGAAGAGAACCUUUUAUUACCUUUUGUAGUAUAUUUCGCUGCAUAUUUUGCCUGGUCUAAGAAAAAAGAGAAGUUCACUCAAAUGUGAGCUUAUUUGCAAACUGUGAAAGUCUUUUAUGUGAAAAUAUAUAAUCUAACUUUCACAACAAACACAGAAAUCAAACUAAGAGAAUUGAGGCUUAUUUAAUAAAAGAUUGUCUAAAUGCCUGAAAGAACUUUUGAAUUAGGAAAUCCUGAGGGGAGGGGGGGCUCAUGCAGUUUUGGAAUUCCAGAUGAAAGGAGGGUCAAAAAAUGUGCCUUCUGUUAUGGGGGUGUGGAUUUUUUCUGGAAUAACCCAAUGCAGACGUACAGUGUUCUAGCUGAUUCUUUCAAGCGGGGGGUCAUGAAUGUAGGCCAUCUGAGGGGUCACCAAGACCACGUGCUAAUUUUUUUUGUUAUAUUUAACUCAAUACUUACAUGUGAUCUAUCAGGUCAGGGAGCCUUCUUUGUCGGGUCAUUGACCCAAGACCUAUCUCUUAUCUGCAUCACUGGAUGUACGUACAUGUAUUUAUGUCAUCGCUUCCCUCCAUCUGUUACAUUUUACUUUUUAGUUGGAGAGAGGCAUAGACCGUAAAAAGAUCUGCAUUUGCAAGCUGCCAGAGCAUGCUUCCUUUUAGAAAAAAUUAGCAUCAAAUUUUCUUAGCCUAGUUAGACACCGAGUGUUCAAUGUCUUUUAAAACGCCUGAUUUACUAUAUUCAGAAAAACUGUUUAUCGCUAUAAGUAACCCACACCACUGUCUAAUCUAAUUGAUGAUAUAGUCAACUUUGCUUGAUAUUUUCUUACAACCAGACUGUGAAAAGACCUUUAAGUCUUCUGGGAAGUAUAACAGCUCAUCUGCAAUGCUGUUGAGGACUUGCUCAGUAACUGGAUGUCCUUUCUUUUCCAAGUCUACUUUAGCGCACAUUUUAAUAUGAGAUCUCUCUAAAGGUAAAAAUGGGAUAAAAUAAUCUAUAAGAUUUUGCUCGAUGAGCGAUGAAUGCCAGAAACCACCUUUAGUAUUAAACUCGCCAAGGUUAACAACCUUGUCCAUCUCUUUAAUACCAAUCUCUUCUCUCUUCCUUCCCUCUUUCCAGUGUCGGAGGACUGCAUCAUUUAUCAGAUGACCUCCCGUAUUGCUUAAAAAUAUAAAAAUACUUCCCCGGAAGUCAGUUUUGUCAACAUCAGGGUAGUGGUCUAAGUAGGGCUUUAGUACAUCUAUGAGACCAAACGGCAUUUUAUCCAUUUCGUCAAAAAUGAACAACGAUCUUGAGCACUGUGAAACUGAACUAGAAACUAAACUACGCAGAUAUCGUUUAUAACGGUCCACUUCCGACUGGUGUGGGAAGUCAUGGGUGGCAAUGAUUUGAUGGACAAAUUUACUUUCCAUCCCCUCCCUAAAAAUAUGCUCAGCAAUAAUCUUGCUAACAAAGUUUUUCCCUGAUCCGGUCCAGCCGUUAAAAGAGAGCGCCAAGGCUUUGCUCGGUGAUUUAUUAUUCAGAUGUCCAACUAUUGCCUUAAGCACUGUCUCGGUGACUAAAUGCUGUCCAAACACGCGCCGGCGCAAAGCUGAUUGCAGACCCGUGAUGUUCGCCGAGAUCCAUCUAUCUGUGCAACAUUCUUGAAAACGACACCGCGCCACAUAAGCGAAUAAAGAUCCCAACACCGCAGUCCCAACGCAACUUUCGAUGAUGAAUGCCUCUUGAACUGGAGUAAAACACAACAAGAUAAAGAACAAAAAUAUUCCAAUGUUCGCCAUAUUGAAGAUGCGGAAGCUUUCCCUGUUCUGGCACUUUAUAACAGCUUUUUCUAUUGGUUGCGAUAAUUUUUUUGACCAAUGAAAGGAAUCGUUAGAAAAUGCUGCUUCCUGAGUGGCUACCUGGCGGACGUUUCCCGGAAAACGCGCAUUACAAACGUGGUGUUAGCUUUUCCAAGAAAACUUUUGAUGAAUCUUACGUUGAUUUACUGAUUUUCAAAAACAUCGAAAGCUAGUGUAUUGAACGACCAAAUGUCCCGUAGAGAGACUGAUGAUGAAAAAGAUGACGAAGUUGGCGAACCUCCUGCAGGAAUAGAUGAAAAUACAGGAAGGGAAAAUGAUCCUUUGAAAGAGAAUGGUAAUGAGCUUUCUCGUGAGGAAAGUGACUUAGCAAAUGGAAAAUCGGACCGCGAAAAGAAGAAGGGUCAACCUGGUACCAAGAACCCACAAAAACGUGUCUCCAGGGCCAAAACAAGUCAAACAGCGUUUCAACAAAAGGUUGAAGAAGGAACUGGAUCACAUCAGGGUGUCAAAGAUGGCAAAGAAGAACCGACCGGUGACUUGGUAUAUAGUGCACCAGCCGAAGAACCUACAAGUAGCUUAAUGACCGGGUUAAUGAACAGUUUUAAGUCGGCUGUUAUCCCCCUCACCAUUUUCUUUUUGGUUAUUAUCGUUGCUAUCUUACUUCAGCGCUUACUUUACGUUUACCCUCCUCUGCCUCCUGACUCUAAGCCGCCGGAUUUCAACUUUGCUAAGAUUUUUGCAAAUAAGAUCGUGGAACUUCAGUCUUCUUUCACUAACCAAACUGACAGGUUUUGGAGGAUCCUAGAGAAACGUGGCUUGGCACAUCUCAAGAACGCCAGUCCCCCUCAGCCACUUGUAUUGUUACUGGCAGCACCCCCAGCUGCUCAUAGCAUUGUGGAGUGUUUUGCCAGGAAGCUUGCAGAGGCAUUAGAUCCAAAACACAAGAGAAUGUUAGCUAUAAUUGAUGGAAGAGAAGAAAGAAGCUACCCUGGUGAGGAGACCAAGAAAAAGAUGGAUGAUUUGCUAAUAAGAAGUUUUAAAAAAGGCCACAGAGCAGCACUUAUCCAUCACCUUGAGCUCCUUCCGCCUCCAUCACCCCUGUUGUUUUACUCAUAUUGCGAUGAUCAGAAUGCACCACAUAAACACGUGGCAAUCAUCUUCACCGUACACUUGCCCGCAGAGCCAGAUGCAUCUUUAGAACCGAAAGAAGCAGAGGGAACAGUUGAGAAGUACCUUGCUGACAUAGUUUGGGCAAAGGAGGACAAGGAUGCUGUCGCUGCUCUUUUGAGCCGAGUUGCAGACACAGUGGCUCUAAUGAAUGGUGAACCUAGUAGUCCAGCUACUUGUUAA
This is a messenger RNA of Porites evermanni, 10041 nucleotides long. Lineage: Eukaryota; Metazoa; Cnidaria; Anthozoa; Scleractinia; Poritidae. The record is from the annotation of a GenBank genome assembly.